Molecule: messenger RNA, 7325 nt
Organism: Pseudo-nitzschia multistriata
Lineage: Eukaryota; Bacillariophyta; Bacillariophyceae; Bacillariales; Bacillariaceae
Source: the annotation of a GenBank genome assembly
GCGUUCUUGUCGGGAUGCCACUCGAGCGCCAGUGCCCGGUACGCCUUUUUUAUUUCCUUUGSCGUCGCGGUUCUGGGAAGCCCCAGGAUCUUGUAGUAGUUCUUUUCCUUGCUCUGUUUGAGCGCGACCUCCGCCUCCUUGACCUUUCGCUGGGCCUUUUGCUGCGUCUCGUUGUCGCCCCCCUCGGGUGCUGCCUGAAGAGCGUCACGGAARAUCCGCAGCGCCUCCUCGAACUUCUCGGCCUCCGUUAGGGCGUCUCCCAGUGCCCAAAAGGCCUCGGUAGACCCGUCCGUCGCGGAGAUCUCCCGUCCGAGCUGUAUGGCCUCGUCGUGUUGUUUGUUCUUGGAAUAGGCCUGUAUGACCAGAAAGGUGGUGAGCCGGUUGAAGUUUUUGUGGCCGGGCUCGAUCGCGAUUGCUCCCUUGUAGUGCUCAAUGGCCUCCUCGAAAUUUUUUGCCUCCAUGGCCGUGUCACCCUUUUUCUUCUUUUUGUCGAUUUUCUUGACGAGCCUGUGUCCCUCCUUGCACCCCUUGUGUUCCGGAUCGAGCUUGAGCCCCUCUCUAAAAUGCCGCACGGCRUGUUCGUGUUCAUUGAGCCAGAAAUAAGCCAUUCCCCUCACUCGGAACGCCUCGAGGUGUUUCGGAUAGGACUUGAGGAUCAGGCCUGUGUCGGAUAUGACGCUGUAGUAGUCGCCGGUCUCGAGCGUGGCCGUGGCCUUCUGCAGCAACAAGUCGGUGGCCUGGGUGGCGUCGACGUAUUUCAGGGCCAUCUGGAAGUAUUGGGCCGCCUCGGGGUAGUUCUGGUUCAUGAGCGCGGUCUGCGCCGUCGUAAUCACCCGGUCGCAUUCACCCGCCUGCCGCAGGAGUUCUUCGAUGUUGUCGGUCGAAGCGCUUGCGCCCUCGCCGUUGGCAUUCUGGUUCUGCAUCACCUGCUGGUAUUCGACAAAGGAGCGAUCGCACUGUCCAAGAGCCUGCAACAGCUUGGCUUUUUGCAUGCGCCAGGCGUUGUUGGAAGGCUCCAGCUCGAGGGCCUUUUCGAUGUCGGACAGGGCGCUGGAAAAUUUUCUCAUGCGGUUGUGGACGCGAAAGAGCUUGUAAAAGUUGGUCCCGUUCGAAGGUUCCACCUGGGUCGCUUUCUGGUACAGCCGCAGAGCCUCGUCAAACUGCCGCAGGCUGAAGGCUUCCUCGCCUCGGCUACGCAGCUUGCCCGCCGACCAGUUGUUGAUGUCGUCGCGGGCGUUGGKRUUGGAAGGAUUCGCCGCUAUCGUUCUCGCAGUCGAAGCGAAGUAGACGAGGGUGGCGAGGGCGCACUGCCGACCGACGUAAAGGAGAUUGACGGUCAUGGUGUUUUGCCGUUUGGUUGUUGUUCUUUGGUGUGUGUAAUGACUGGGUGCGUGCAAUGGUUGAGUGACCCUCACUGUCCGAUACCAGUCUUCCGUGCGUAAUUUCCUCGAAGAAAUGGAGAAUCAGACGAAAGAAAUAAAAUGUCGGGGAUGGCUGUGAAAAUAUGACCAGGWUUUUAGUAUCGAUGACGACGGUYUCGUUUUUCCCCUAGAAAACUACGAGAUCAAGUUCUCUUGCUUCGAACAAAAGGCACGAGUACGACUUCGUGUUCAAGGCAGAAGUCGUAGGCAAGAUAUGUUAUUUUUUGUAACGUGUCAAAUUUUUUGUGAUUCUUCGAACAUUGCGGAACCAUGCGAUUAGUACGAUCCUUUCAUUACUGUACGUACUACGUACCGUACCAUAUUCUUUUCGCUGGGACACACAGUAGUACUGGUACGAGUAGUACCGUACGUAGUACAGGAGCGAAAGGGACGGAUACUACGGUACUGUACGUACGAUACAGUACGUACAGCAAGGUACUACCGUAGGGAAAGGGUCAUUGUGAUGCGAGAUGCGACGCGAGUGUGCGAACUUUGGACCAAUUUCUACGUAAGCUUUUGCUCUGAUUGAAAUUACUCGUUCUACCUGGUACGAGUACGUACUCGGAAUCGGUGUAGCGAGUCCCGCAGUCCCUGGACUGACAUCAGCGCGCGAAAGAAAAUUGAGCGCGCAGUAACAAGAAAUGAGUGGCUGGGAGCAAUCAUACUAYUCCAGUACAGCAGCUGAGAGCAGCAACAAGAGGUGCGUCUUGAGCUCCAGCAUACAGCUGCUCCUCACUAAGACCACUAUUGCUAACUAGCAGCUGCAACGAAGACAGUAGUAGUAGAAUAAGAGCAAAAGCUAUCUAAGGGGACAGGGGCCCGCCUGUCUUACAUCGCCGGCCCCAGUCCUUCAUCUCUAGUUCCAAGUACCCCCAAUGAGUACGAACAUCUUGGGGGGAACCGGGGAGCCGCGCCCCCGGAGGUAUGAAGAGCUGUUCCUUAAUCCAGCUGCCAAUCCCUUUGGGAUCGAUACUGCAACUCGCCAAACAGCCUACGAAGGGAUCUAUCGUAAGUUCCGAGGAACAGGACCUCACCCCCCUACCGCGUCAACACUCUUAGAGGAAGUUCGUGAUCUAUUCGAAGCACAAGCUGUGGGGGGAGUGGGAAUCUUCGUCAAUGAUGCCCGAUCUGUUCCCCGGCUUCAUGUAAUACACGGAAUUAGAAAGUAUCCGGGGAGUUUACUACAUCCCUCCACGAACACCGGCAAGACCUUUGGUUACCUCAAUGAUAUAGUGUCUGGUCGAGGGGAACUUGUACAAGUCACCGCAAGUAUGUUUUCCCUUACACGAUCCGUCAGGGUCUAUACUACCAACCAACACCGGUUGCAUCUGGAGGCGCAUCCUGAUGCACAGUUUAUCGAUCCCCUCAGUGAGGACACACCACAUACUGAGGAGAUCAAAUGUAGGCACACGUUCUUCUUGCCAUUUGAAAUGAUUCCCCUGGUACUUAACAAGAAUCUAUCUCCACGACAAGCCUUCUUCAUUCUACAACCUUGGCUUGCGGGGAAGGGGCUCACCAACAGUGUAAGGCCCCUACUAGAUGCAUUACGGGUAGCCAGUACACACGUAAGCAAUGAACACAGCAACGCAGUAUGCGAGAUCGCAGCCAAUGAGCCUGGACCCUUGUUCAGGGCCGAAGCGGACCUAUCUGUUUAUAUGGACCAGAAAGUCCUUUACUGGGACCUGCCUGGAUUAGUUUCAGUCCCCUCCGUAGUGGGGCCCGAGACAGCGGCACUCACAGCUGCGGUAUCCACACUUACUGAUAACCAGUUAAAGGCCAACGAAGCGAAUGAGAGGCGACGAGCGGAAGAGUCCAAGCCGCCAACGAUGGAAGAGAUCUUCGGGGACCUCAACACAAAGCGAUUAAUGUCCCUGUGUCUCGCGGAUACCCCCGAGCAGUUACCCCCCGUAUACCAAGGUUGGUCUAAAAAGAAAAAAGGAGAGAAGCUGCACGCCCUAUUCCAGAGCUAUGUGGAUACGGCUGCAAGGGAGCUUUCUGUGCCCGCACCGUUCGUGCCCACAGCAAUCCUCAAGACCUUCCAGACCUUCCAGUUCUACGGAAUAGAUGAGUGUGAGAUAGGGGAUGGAAUCCUCCCUAUGGCCUUUGCUCCCCCUGGAGGAUCACCUACCGCUCGUAAGAAGGAGUUAGCGGAUGCACAGGAUGCGGUAGCCUACGAUACGAUAGUGUCCACAGAAGGUAACUCCAUUAGUCUUAGUGAUGCUCAGACACUCGGCAAGGCAAAAGGGUAUGUCCCCGUAGAGUGGACGGAAGCCGUCUUGCAGAUCGAAGGAUACCUCCCUGUGCUGGCCACACUCACCGGCAUGGAGCACCCUAUCGUUAGAAGUUACCUAGCCGGUCUAGAUCGCCUAAAAAGAAUCCAGUUGGGACUGAGGUAUGCUAUCAAGGAUGAAUGCGGGGACAAGCUUGCUCCUGCCAUUGUGGUGUACUACUUCCAAAUACGGAUACGGGGUUGGUUGGAAGAACAGUGGGAGAGCACAGCACCAGUAGAGGUUCCCAGUUUUAUACAUGAGUUCCGCGUAUUCAAGCUUACGAAGACCCUAAACUGGCUGCCAGUGGUAUCGGAUGUACCAGCCCUGCAGGUGCUCCGUAGGUCUAACGGCCUGAGUGCAACCAGUGGGACCAAGGGAUCGAAGAAUAACAGUGGGAACCAGCGAACCAAAGCAGGAUCUGCCAGCACCAACGCCUCGUCCCCUCCCCAGACACGUGUGGAGAACCCCCACUAUGAUAGCAGGUUAAGCGCCGCAGGAGGGGAACUGGGAACCCGCCUGAAGAGCUGGAAGAUCUCCAAAGCGAUGGGGACUAUGAAAGCAAAAGGCAAGGGACCUUGCCUUAGGAACGAUGGUAAAGAAAUGUGCCACUCCUGGCGCGCCAAAGGCUUCUGCUAUGAAAGCUGUAAGCUCAGCUAUGAUCAUACAGAGCCCCCGGAAGAUGAAGCGGAUCGAUUCUGGGAAUGGUGCCAGGAGGCCUAUGGCACCCAGCAAUGAGGAGGGGGCAAGCAGCCCACUCCAGCAGAGGCUGUUGUGCCUCCUCCCCUGCUGAAGAUACGGAGAACAGGGGAGACGGCGGAUGCAGCAGUUAGCAGCAGGAGGCCAACGAUCAGCCACAGUAAACGAGGGGAGGUGAACCUCCUCGUAGGGUCUGGUAAGAAUCCUACGGAGAGGAACUGGUCUUGCCUCCCACCACAACCAGAGCGAACGGGCUCCGCAAUGGAGAGGGGCGUUCCCCUCCCCGUAGAACUAGGUAAGACACUUACGUGUAAAAUCAAAUCGUACCAGCCCCCCCCGCAGGAGGCUGCUCAAGUUAAAGAACUUGCAAAAGGAACCCAACAGGAGAGCCGAGACUCUACUGAAGAACGGGGAACCAACCAACAUCACUUAAUCGCCGAGACGGACAAUCGUGAACCAGCACCAGGAGGUGGGGAGAUCGCUAUCUCCAAACAGGAGGCCGCGCCUCCCCAACGAAGUAGGAACCUUAAUAUGGAGAUGCUGCGAAGGAGCCCUACCAGGGCUGUGAGCGGUCCUCAGGAGCCCUACACUGCACCGGUGGGACGACCGCCAGACCGACUGGAUCAGCAUGUCCUCCUUGCGGUCGAAGCGUUCGACCGGGCAACCAGCUGGGGGGACUUUAUACGGUCUGUCCGAGGGAGGGGAGAUCUGCAUCCAGAGGUGGAUCAACUACCACACCCAGCAGCCCGCUUGCUUAAAGUGUUUCAGGAGGAAGGUACCCCGGCAGCUAUGAAGCUCCCAGAGUGGGACCGGGCCCGUAUCGAGGGCGCACUGGCUCGGGGGCCCCACAAGUCCUCCCAUAAUGGCAUUGAAUUCUUAAGGGAAGAGUAUGCGGACAUGGUGGAUAAGCAGCAGUGGACCGUACUCCCAGCUAAGAUCGUAGCCCGGAUCCCAGGGUUACGGUUGAGUCCCCUAGGACUGGUCCCACAGAGAGGCCGGCGAGACCGUAUGAUCUCUGAUUACAGCUACUUUGGGGUUAACCGCGACACCAUCCCCCUGGCUCCGGAAGAAGCUAUGCAAUUCGGAAGGACCCUGAAGCGGCUACUGCAUAAGAUCCAUCGAGCUAACGAUGUAUUUGGUCCCGUGUACAUGUCCAAAAUAGACUUGUCAGAUGGUUUUUACAGGCUUUGGGUAAAACCAGAGGACACCAUUGGCUUGGCAGUACUCUUUCCUACACGGCCAGGAGAAGACCAGUUAGUGGGGAUACCCCUCACCAACCCAAUGGGCUGGCGCUCCUCCCCGCCUAACUUCAGUGCCUGCACUGAAACAGUAGCAGAUCUUGCGAAUAACCUGUUGGGCCAAGUGGAUGGGGUUAAACGGAUGCGAGCCCGUCCACACCGGCUCGAUGCAGUAUCUGAGUCGGUGCCAGACGAGCCGGGAGGGACCUCCCCUGGGGGGGAGACCACGGCGCUUCCACAACAGUCCGUGACAACAGCUAACCCCGCAAAGAGGCCCCUGAUGUACUGGGAUAUAUAUGUGGAUGACUUUUGUGGACUGGUGCAAGGGAACCAGUGGAGAAGGAGAGCCGUCAAGAGAGCUCUCCUACACUCACUGGAUAAGGUCUUUCGGCCUUUAGAUCACCUGGACACCCCUCACCGGCAGGAACCAGCUUCACUUAAGAAGCUUAGAAAGGGGGAUGCCACUUGGGCCACCACCAAGAUUAUCUUAGGAUGGAUGCUGAAUACAGUGAAUAAAACAAUCACUUUGCCGCCUCACCGGAUAGACCGAUUACAUGAAAUACUGAACUCCAUCCAGCCGAGGCAAAAGUAUGUCCCUGUAAAGGAUUGGCACAAGCUACUGGGGGAGCUGAGGUCAAUGGCAAUCGCGCUACCAGGAUCCCUUGGACUAUUCUCCUUACUACAGGAGGCCCUGUGCCAUCAGGAAAGGAACCGAAACCGCCUAAGACUUACAGGGGCAAUUCAUGGUUGCCUCGCGGACUUUAAAUGGUUAGCCCAAGAUAUAGCCGCUAGACCUACUAGGAUAGCCGAACUCAUCCCAGACACGUGGCCGGCCACGAUAGGAGCCUGUGAUGCAGCAGGGGAUGGUAUGGGAGGAGUUCAUUUUGUCCCCUUGCCAGACGGACGGAUUCAACCCUUGCUCUGGAGAUCGCGGUUCCCAGCUUGGGUCCGAAGGGACCUGGUCUCCUUCGCCAAUCCUACUGGAUCCAUCACUAACAGUGAGCUUGAGCUAGCGGGAUCGAUAGCCCAUGUUGAUAUACUGGCUCAGGCCACAGACGUUACGGAAAGGACCGUACAUAACCUUUACGACAACACAGCGACUGUUCACUGGCAACGCAAGGGGGCAGCCACUACCACCGGACCGGUAGCCUUCCUGCUACGCUUACAGGCCUUGCACCAGAGGUUCUUUAGAUAUGUUCCGCUUCAUGAUUAUAUCCCCGGGAAGGCCAAUAUAAUGGCUGACACCUUGUCCCGAGCCUGGGACCUUAAUGACUCACAGCUACUUGCCCAUUUUAACUCCGUUUACCCACAGAACUUGCCCUGGAAAGAAUGCCAGCUGAGACGGCCCAUGCAUUCCAUGCUGAUCUCCUCACUGUCCAAGCGGCGAUGCGAUCCAGUGUCUCUCACGGCUACUCCAAAAAGAAGGAUUCCCAUUGGAAAUGCUGGCUUGACUUCUGCUUGUCUCAACAGCUUGACCCCUUUCUCCGGGCCACGGGGGAUCCAGUCCCCUACCUCCAGGUCUUUGGAGCCCGCUACCAUGAUGGACGAGCCUCCCCCAGCCGUAAACGUUCACGGGCUCAUACGGUAUCGGACGCCAUCAGGUCAGUGGGGCAGACGCUCACCAGGAUGGGGUCCCCUGACCCCAGGCUUAACCGGUUUGGCAGCCUAGACUACCGGCUUAGUGCUCAACUAAGAGCCUA